Molecule: messenger RNA, 1524 nt
Organism: Leptosia nina
Lineage: Eukaryota; Metazoa; Arthropoda; Insecta; Lepidoptera; Pieridae
Source: the annotation of a GenBank genome assembly
AUGCAAUCAUUACGUGGUCGUUCAUUUUGCAGAGUGUCACAAUUUUGUAGUGCUAAUAAUUUUAGAUUAGUAAGUGCCAACGUUGCGGUGAAGCACUCAGACAGUGUCAAAACAUGGCAAGAGAUUCCAGGUCCUUCCUCCUUACCUAUUAUUGGGCAACUACAUCAUUUUCUUCCUGGUGGUUCUCUACACAAUAAAAAUCAUGCGAUGUACGAUAUAUUACAUAAGCAAUACGGUCCAAUUGUUAAAAUAAAAUUUCUAGGACUGCCUAUUUUAAUUAUACAUUUAUACGACGCAGAUGCUGUAGAAACGGUCGUUCGAGGCGAAGAUACAUUACCGGCAAGACCAGCUUUUCUGUCUUUGGAAUAUUACAGAAAUAAUUACAUGAAGGAUGAAAUUAGUUCGAAUACAAAUUCUACUGGGCUCAUAACUGAACAUGGAGAGCGAUGGAAGUCGAUGAGAUCAAAAGUCAACCCAAUAAUGUUACAACCUAAAAGAGUUAAGCUUUACAGCAAAAUCUUGGACAAAGUAUCCGAAGAUAUGCUCGACAGAUUAAAAUCCAAAUUAAAUAACAAAAAUAUGAUUGAUGGAAUAAGACAAGAAAUGACGAUGUGGUCCCUGGAAGCAGUGAGUGUUGUCUCACUCGGUCAGCGACUGAACUGCUUCGAUCCCAAUUUACCAGCAGAUUCACCCGCGAAGAAGCUAAUGAAGAAUAUGCAUGACGUAUUUUAUAUGGCGGAAAACUUGGAUCUAAAACCAAGUCUUUGGAGAUACUUCUCAACACCAUUGUUCAAAACAGCUAUGAAAACAUAUGAAGAGCAAUGGCAACUUAGCAGUUAUUUUGUUAAGAAGAGAAUAGAAGCCCUUAAAAAGGAGGGAAAGAAACCAGACGAUGAAACGGGUAUUCUCGAAAAACUUCUAGACAUAGAUGAACGCACCGCAGUGCUUAUGGCUGGAGAUUCGCUCUUUGCUGGUAUUGACACGGUGUCAAAUGUAGUAAUAUCUAUUCUAUACUUUUUGGCGCAAAACCCUGAAAAACAAGAGAAAUUGAGGGAAGAGAUUAUUUCUGAAGAUCCCAAGCAAUCGUACCUGAAAGCAUGCAUCAAGGAAGCGUUACGUCUCAUACCUAUAACGCCAGCGAAUCUAAGGAAAGUUUCCAAGGAGUACGAUGUACUAGGUUACAGAAUACCUAAGGAUGCACUUGUUAUUAUGAACCAUGGUGUCCUAUGCAAAAUGGAGGAGCAUUACCCAAAGCCGGAUGAGUUCAUACCUGAGCGAUGGGUCGUUGAUAAAAGUGACCCUUUGUAUUAUGGUCACGCCCAUCCCUUUGCAUACAGCCCGUUUGGGUAUGGAACACGAAGUUGUAUUGGCAGAAGAAUAGCUCAGCUCCAAAUGGAAUCAUUCGUGCCGAAAAUAGUAAGAAAUUUCCACGUAUCUUGGGAAGGACCUCCUGCUGAAGUGGACGUAGCUAUGAGCAAUUACAUCAAGGGAGAUUUGCCAUUUGUGUUUAAGAAGUUAAAUUAA